Ornithorhynchus anatinus (platypus) is the source of this 2353-nucleotide messenger RNA. RefSeq names its product endomucin (gene EMCN). Lineage: Eukaryota; Metazoa; Chordata; Mammalia; Monotremata; Ornithorhynchidae. The record is from RefSeq and is a predicted model, not a curated record. Bases 334 to 1065 code for a protein of 243 amino acids. The transcript has 10 exons.
GCUAAAGAAAGCUCUGCUUCUAUUCCAAACCUUUCCUGACCUCUUUGUUGAAGAAGGACAAACUAACGUACGAACAAAAACACGGGUGCCUGCCAAAGGAAAAAAAAAAAAAAAAGGAGUUCCUGUAAAGGAUUGAAACAAUAAAUCUCCUCUUUGCUGAACUCCCAGCGGGAGAGUGUGUGGAUUUCCUGCCGUUCUUUAUCAAAGCCCCCAAAAUAAGCAGAAAUAUGGGCAGAGGCAGCUCUCAGGCAACGCACCUUUUCCAUUUGCUAAUUGGGCCCUGCGGGGAGUGAAUCCCUAGCCGGGCUCGGGAGGGCGAGAGCCUCAGUCGCCAUGAAGCUGCUUCAAGUCACCUUCCUGUCCCUCUCUCUCUUCAGCCUCAGCCAUCUGGAUGAACAACCGAGUAAUAUCACCACCUCUGUAGCCCCGAGUUGGACUAAGCAGGAGACGGAUGCAACGCCAGCCUCGACGCCGUCGGCAUCGGACACGGUCUUGACGACGCCAGUGACGUCGUCAGAAACCGCUGUUGCCUCAACAACAAUCUCUCCGACCACAGGCCGCAACGUCGCAACGACAGCUGCAGAUAGUGUGAAAACAUCAUCGAGCAAACCUGUGACUACAGCAUUCAACAUAUCUGACUUCACCUCUUCUAUGGACAAUGCGAAAGUCAAGAGCACUCCGUCAAGCAGCCCCCAGGAGAACGCAUUCAGCACAGUAAAUGCCAGCGCGCACCUGUCAAGCAUCCAAGCUUCAACCCCCUCAGCGACAAGAGCGAAUACCAAGCCACGCGUAGAAUCGAGCACCGUGAAAAGCACCAGCUCCCCUCUCGCCAGCCCUGCCUAUUCCGGUGUGAUUUUGCCGGUGGUCAUCACCCUGAUAGUGAUCACGCUGUUGGUUUUCAUCCUGGUGGGUUUGUAUCGGAUGUACCGGAAGAAGGACCCGGGGUCACCGGACAACGGAACUGACCAGCCCCAGUCGGAUAAAGAGAGUGUUAAACUCCUGACGGUGAAGACGCUUUCUCCUGAAACUGGAGAGCAGUCAGCUCAAGGGAAAAAUAAGAACUGACAGCCGGACGGAUGGUCUCCACACCUGGGCAACUGACGCGUGUCAGAAAGUUCAUCCCGUCCUCGCCGGGAACUUUGCUCAGAGAGUGUGUUCCAACUGGGAAUUCCGGCACAUUGACCGAGGCUCAAUCACGGGCAGACCACAGACCCCCUUCCCCAUCGCCAAACACAAAUUCCCUGCGGUUCUCGGUCUCCGGGCGAGGUUUCUGGCUUCUCGGUGGCCUUCGAUAUUUAUUAUUCUCUGUUUUUGAAAGCAAGGAAAGGUGGCCUCCCUCGGCACCUCCCACGUGAAGAUGACGUCCACGACGGUGAGAUCCCAUCCCUCUAUAGGAUGGGACCAAAGUUUGAGACCAACAUUCCGUUCCACUCCGUGCGCGUGUAAAAAACGUCCUUGGCACGUCCACUUGUUUGCUAUCAUUUGCAAGGCCUGCGGUGCUGUUCUAAUCUGCCUCUUGGGAUCAAAAUGUUCCCAAGGUCCCCACUCAAGGAGGAUGGUCCUUCUCCCGGGUCCUGUCCACCAUCUUGUUCUGCUUACCCUCGUGUUCUUCCCGAACGCUGUAUCACACGGUGGAGCUGUGGGCUACGUUUCUCUCGUCUUAAAAGCGUUUGCCCUCCAUGCUUGUAGUUACCCAUUCAACAGCUGCUUGGACACCCUGCCGCCCUCCAUUCUCCCCUCGCGUCCCACCCAGCGGAGCCAUGUUGCGAUUCUCCGGUGCCGUGAGCUUGUUGUUCCGGGGCCUCCUUGUCACUAACCGAGUCCGAGGUGACACUUUUGCAACUUCUCGGGGAGCUGGGCGCGAUUCUGCGGUAGAUCCAGUAGCCGCGGAGGAUUUCCGAGCACCGGAGGGCACGACUCUCGCUCCGUCGGGCUUCAGUUUGGCUCUCGGCUCGUUGUCUUCUUGUUGGCCGAAAGACGCGCUGGUCUUCUCGGUUCCAUAUUCUACUUCUCUGCAUCGUUGAGUCCCGUGUUGCCAGCGGAGCGGAUUUCAGUGACGACGUUCAGUUCUGGGUCGUCGAUGAAAGCCUUGUGCUUCCCUGUGAAGGGUUUCGAUGGACAGGCUGGUACAUAACCUAGGUUUCCUUUCGGGAUUAUUCUCAACUCAGAGCACUGUCCUUAUUCCUCAAAGCAGUUUAUAAUCAUCUGUCUGUCUUUACAUAUAUAGAGAGAGAGAGAGCUGUCCGUCGUGCCAUAUUGUACAUAUAAAUGUUUUAUUCAUUUUAUUCAUCUGCCGGGGAGGAAAAUGGUGUUUCUUUUUAAACUUCUAAUAAAUAAUUUACUACCCUCAAAA